GUUCACGUAUCCUUGUGGCGGUAACGUUUGCGGCUGUUGCUGUUGAUGCUGGGAGAUCGGCGUUGUCAUAUUGUCUGUGGCGUCAGCGGGUGCCACACACGGAAACAAAUAGAGGGAAUCCUCGCCCGGGAAGCGGAGGCAAAAUAGGCAUGCCGCGCGGAGCUGAGUGAAAGGUACGACGGCAACGGCGGAAGGCGCGCAAAACCGACAUGACCCCUCUCAGGGUUUAACCGUUCAGCCCAUCUGGUGGCAGGGAUAUCUCAGCGAGAGCGCAAGAGCGAUUGAAGUGCAUGGAGUGGGAACGCGGGCUGGCCAGCGGCGCGGCCGGAGCCGCGGCGAGACAGACAGCGUCGACAGGCCGUCCAUGGCAUACCUCAAGCUUAAUGCUCGAGCUGUCAACACCGCGUUAUCCUUCCCGCUUCGUCCUGCAGUGUCACAAUGUGGCACACAGCAGAAUCAAGGCCAUCACGACCUACGCCGUCGCAAAUCACCAACGACCCCCACUCGCGCCACUCGCAGAAUGGUCCAACCACCACCGCAGUCUCCGCCUAGAGCGUACGCUUCGGUUAUCUCGCAAGCUGUGCCUGCCCUCCGGUAGUGUGUUCAAAAGGUAAUGCCAUGUUCAUACUUUCCCAUGCCUCAUCCCCGAGGCGUUGUCGACUCCUUUGCAUAGACCGCAAGGGUCCUUGACACUUACUGUACAGCCCUUGGGCGAUGUGUGACGGCUGUGUAUAUUGUUGAGGUUGAGCGACUUGGUAAAGAGGUGGCAACUGCGCCUGCGACGCUGGGGCUGGAGCCUGCUGGGGUAUGUUGAGAAAGCUGAGGUCAAUCCCAGGG
Messenger RNA from Cutaneotrichosporon oleaginosum, 837 nucleotides. RefSeq lists its product as uncharacterized. The record is from RefSeq and is a predicted model, not a curated record. Lineage: Eukaryota; Fungi; Basidiomycota; Tremellomycetes; Trichosporonales; Trichosporonaceae.